Molecule: messenger RNA, 777 nt
Organism: Coniosporium apollinis CBS 100218
Lineage: Eukaryota; Fungi; Ascomycota; Dothideomycetes
Exons: 1
Coding region: 1-777 (258 amino acids)
Source: RefSeq, a predicted model, not a curated record
AUGCCUUCACACCUCCGUCUCCAGGCACAUUUCGAACCUUUCUCAGCAGAGACUACUCGCACCUAUUUGCCGGCAGCCUCACCACAGCCACCCCAGAAGAAGCAGAAGAUGAGCCUCACACAAACUUACUACAUCGCCGCCUCGGCCAGGUCAAAGCUGGGCAAGGAAGCCUCCCGGCCUGACCACAACCUCAGACUCCUCGUCGGCCACGCAAAUCUCCUCGACUCGCUCAUGCUUGAUCUCCAGGAGGCCGAGCGGGAGCAGGAUGCUUGGUUCAACGAGACAGUGAAGAACGCUUCCAGGAGAACGGAGUCAGCACACAUCGAGUGGGCAGACACCAUCGUGGAGGAGCCAAGGGAGGAGUGGGAUGGAGAGUCAGACACCUCAGACAGCGAUUCGGAUUCAGACAUCGACGAGGGGGAUUUUGAGAUGAUCAGCCCUCCCAGAAGGAUACCGUCACCACGACCAGCCACCAUUCACGACGAUGAGGACAUGUACGAGGACGAGGAGUACGACGAGGAGCACGCACUCACCCGCGUCUCUUCCUCCGCUUCACCACCAGAGCUCGUGCACGACGAAGACUCAGACGACGAGUCACCGCCAACAUCACCGCCUCAGAUCACCAUCGAAUACACGGAGAAGCAGAGGAAAGCCAUUGUCACAACUGGCUUCUUCGACGAGAAGCACGCACCGCUCUCGGCAUCGGCGCAGUCAGCCUUUGACCAAGAAGGCUUCUUCAUACCGGAAAGGAAUGCACCACUCAUCGCGGCAGCAUGA